This is a messenger RNA of Struthio camelus australis, 2953 nucleotides long. Lineage: Eukaryota; Metazoa; Chordata; Aves; Struthioniformes; Struthionidae. The record is from RefSeq and is a predicted model, not a curated record.
CUGCCCCCUGCCAGGCUUAAAACACGCAGAAAGCGGCCGCUUUUUGCGCAGCGUGCCGUGACGCUGCGGAGCUCCGUGCCCAGGGAUGCUGGGGAUACUGAAGGCUUACCUGUGGUCAGGGGAACGUGAAGCGCCUUUAUGAAGUUGCUCUGAGGGUGACGAACUACAUAUAAAAACGAAAAUCUGACUCGGGAAGCGUACAAGCUGUGACUAACAAAGUUGGGGAGUACUGUGGGUGGCACGUAUGCUUCUCUCUUCACGUAGCCUUCCAUAGGCAUCUAUCUACCUUUGGCUGCAGGGAGGAAAAAUAGGCUGCUGGCCUAGGGAGCCUUCGGGCUUACCCAUUGUAGCCAAUAGUCUGUGUUUAGGUGUGCCAGGUGUUUGCUGACCGUGUAGCACAGGUAUUUUAACUUAUAUCUAAGGUGUUUGCUUCCACAAGAAACACGGGGUUUCUAUUGUAGUUACAAGCUAUCUGCUAAAAGUAUUUGCUUACUUUAUGUGAGAAGUCAUGUACUUCAGCUAGCUUUUUACAGUAAGCUCUGAUAUUUCUCUUGAUAAGUAUGUUUAUCAAGUUGCAAAGCCAGCAACAAAUGUUGACUACAGUAGUCAAUACUCGAUUUAGCUAUCCAUCAGAGAAGAUGUAUGUAUUGUUUAGUAUAGCUGAGCUUAUUCCCAGUUAGAGCUAAUGGUGUUGUGGAAGUUCAGAUAUCAACUUUAGAAACUGGAGUUUUUUUAAUGCCCUUUUCUGAGAGGGAAAAAAAAUCAGCAAAAGUUAUCAGCCGCAACUUUUUUUAACAGGCUAAAAAUGUUGAGGUACCAAUGACUGCUAGUGUGAUCUGUAUCUUUUUUCUGUGGGAAAAAGUGAGACUACCUAUUUUGGAGACUAUAGAAUGGAAAUUAAUAAAAAAAGAAAUGGAGACAAUUCUAACUGUAAGUGAAAAGGCGGAAGGGGGAAAAUGCUUGCUAAUAAAGGUAUCUUUAGUUAGAAAAUCAUUUGUGUUGGGUCAUUGUAGAGCUCAUUUCACUUACAGUUUAGAACUGAAACUGGCUUGUGAUUUCUGCAUUGUGAAGAGUAGAGAAAGCUUGGUUUGGGGGGGAGGGGAGUGCUUCUUAGGUUGGAUGUGACUCUUUGAAGACCAAAUGUUGAGGGGGAAAGCGCAAGCAGAGGCUCAUUCCAAAGUAAAUGUCCCACAUGAAAUCAGCCAUUAACUCAGUCAAGGAAGUUGCUGUAUGCCUCAAGUUAAUAAAACUGUUGAUAUGCGCUACUGUUCUUUUGCCCUGAACCCCUUUUCCUCACCCUUUUUACCUAAUAUGAUGAUGCUGUCUUCCCACCAACCCUCCACCUUCCAGGCCUCCUACUGUCGUAUCUGUUACUUGGUUUUAGUUGUACAGUAACUUUUCCUGUUUACCCUCUGUUUUUUGCAGGACUCCAGUUUUUUGCUCAAGUUCUUUUUCCAGUUCUUUUAUCUACUCCGUCCCUUUUCCCUGGAGAAAUCUUGAGGUUUCCACUGUAUCAUCACUAGAGAAUCCAAAGGUCCAAUCCCUAGCUCAGUAAAGUGACCUGCUCAAACUCUUGUUUUUACUCCAGGCGUUGGCCCUGCACUUAAGCACUCGGCAUUACUUGUCCUCUCUGAUCCAGCUGUCAGAUUUCCCACUUCAGAACAAAACCACAUUUAACAGUUAGUUCUCUGGCUCUUGGCUCCUGCCCUGCAGAAAAACUGUCCUAUGCAACCUCCUUCUCUUCUUUUGCCCUCCUCCCAGUUACUCUAGGAGCCUCAAAGUCCUUCUCCUUUGCAGUGUGGAGAUCAAAGAGAGGCUGUUAAAUAGCAGUUGCUGCUGGUUCUUCUGUGGUGCUUUGUCCCCUUCUUUUGAAUCAGUGCCGUGACAGCCUGUCAGUCAGCAUAACUUUCUGUACUUCUAUAUCAUAGUGCAAGUCUCUGUGUGAUGUGAUCCACAUAAAUCAACUUGCCAACAAAAACUUCUAGUCUGCUGCUAUGAACCAGCUACUUUUCACUCGAGUACAGAUGGUUCUGCCUCUGGAUGAAUGCUGUGUCAUAAUAGCGCAUGUGGUUUUAACUUGAAUUUCUUGUCACGUAGUAACCCUUUUUCCUUGUAGGUAUCCUCUUACGAAUUAUACGUUCGGUACAAAGGAACCCCUCUAUGAGAAGGACAGCUCAGUGGCAGCUCGGUUUCAACGCAUGAGGGAAGAAUUUGACAAGAUUGGCAUGAGGCGGACAGUGGAAGGGGUUCUGAUUGUGCACGAGCACAGGCUGCCCCAUGUGUUGUUACUGCAGCUGGGUACAACUUUUUUCAAGCUACCUGGUGGUGAACUCAAUCCAGGGGAAGAUGAGGUAGAAGGGCUCAAACGCUUAAUGACAGAGAUACUGGGGCGCCAAGAUGGUGUUCAGCAAGACUGGGUAAUUGAUGACUGCAUUGGUAACUGGUGGAGACCAAACUUUGAACCUCCACAGUAUCCCUAUAUCCCAGCUCAUAUUACAAAACCAAAAGAGCACAAAAAGCUUUUCUUGGUCCAGCUUCAAGAAAAGGCUUUGUUUGCAGUCCCCAAAAAUUAUAAGCUAGUAGCCGCGCCGUUGUUUGAGCUCUAUGACAACGCACCAGGAUAUGGACCCAUAAUUUCCAGCCUUCCUCAACUUCUGAGCAGGUUCAACUUUAUUUACAACUGAAUUCCCAUAUACCUGAGGAGUGUGAUAGAAGAAGCCGUCUCUGUGAGCACAGCUUUAAAAAUGUAGAGAAAAGAAUACGUGUGACGCAAGGAUUUUUUUAUGUCGUUCUUUUCCUGAAGGCCACUAAACUUUCUAUUGUAUGAAUAGAGAAGUGAAUCUCAACUGUUUAGAUAGUGGGAUGGCAGUGUGAUAUCAGUGUUUUAAUCACUUUUCAUUGUAAUACUCACCAAAUUUUUUUUGUACAACAUUAAACAAAAUGGAUCAGAUUC